Acomys russatus (golden spiny mouse) is the source of this 2319-nucleotide messenger RNA. It is a transcript of the gene Ppp1r15a, whose product is annotated as protein phosphatase 1 regulatory subunit 15A. The record is from RefSeq and is a predicted model, not a curated record. Gene Ontology annotation, biological process: response to endoplasmic reticulum stress. The transcript is spliced from 3 exons. Bases 242 to 2188 code for a protein of 648 amino acids. Gene Ontology annotation, molecular function: protein phosphatase regulator activity. NCBI's taxonomy places the organism in Eukaryota, Metazoa, Chordata, Mammalia, Rodentia, Muridae. Gene Ontology annotation, cellular component: protein phosphatase type 1 complex; endoplasmic reticulum.
GCGGAUGUUGUUGACUCAGAUUGCAGCCAGCUCUCAACCUGUGGAAGAUUACAUACGAGACCCCGCGCGAUCCCGCACCCCUUUGUCGGGACAGCCUGUGAGACUUCGCGUCCCCGAGCCCCACGCCUGAGGGCGACAUGAACGCGCUGGCUUUGCGACCAGUCCGGACCCGCGACCGCUUCUGGCAGCCCGAACCCGCGCUCCUUCCUCCGGGGUGACGUGCAGCCCGCCGCCCAGACAUAUGGCUCCAAGCCCAAGACCCCAACAUACCACCCUGCACUGGAGGGAUGCCCACGCCUUCUACCUCCUGUCUCCGCUGAUGGGCUUCCUCAGCCGGGCCUGGAGCCGCCUGAAGGGCCCAGAAGUCCCAGAGCCCUGGCUGGCAGAAACACUAACAGGUGCAGGUCAGAGAGAGGCUACGCUGACACCUCCCCUUGUCCCUGAGAAUCACCUCCCGCACGGGAAGGCUGAAGAAAGUGGAGUCCCUGGGCAGAGUGAAGCAGCCCAGGGGCCCUGUCACGAUGUGGAAGCCAGCAGUUCCCUUCCUAAAACUUGGGGACUUUCAGAUGACAAAUUCGAUGAAAAGCAGCACGCCCGCCCAGCUGGCCUGCCUGAACUCCUGUCCCCGGGCCUGCAAGAGGCUGAUAAGAGCCUUGGGGAGGUGGUGGCUAAAAAGGGUGUGGCUGGGCUGCCUUAUCCCACACCACACUGGGAGGGUUGCCCAGCCGAGGAUGGACAACCUGUGAAGGCAGCUUUCCAAGGCUCUGCUGCUUACCUGCCUCCAGGAAACAAACCCAGCACUUCUGUCUGUCACCCAGGGGAGGCCGGACAGCAAGCCACGGAGGAAAAAAGAACAGAAACUAAAGCUGGCCUCCUCAACUCUCCUUCUGGAUCCCACUCCAGAGCCUGGGGCCACCUCUGCCCUCAAGAGGGGCCCAAGCAGGAGAGACAAGCCAACGCGGAGCCACACAGGACAGGGCAGGGUCAGCCUUGUCAGAAUGCAGAAACCGACGAAGAGAGAAAAGCUGAGGCUUCGUCCUUGUCUGUCUGUGCUGGGAGUGCCUUCCUGAAGGCUUGGGUGUAUCGCCCGGGAGAGGACACGGAGGAGGAAGACGAUGGUGAUUGGGGGUCCACAGAGGAAGAGGAAGAUAAGGCCUUGUCCGCCCCUACCUCUCCUGCACAUGCCGUCCUGAAGGCUUGGGUGUAUCGCCCAGGAGAGGACACAGAGGAUGAUGAUGAUUGGGGGUCUGAGAAGGAAGAUGUAGCUCACACCUGUGCCGCCCCGCCUACAAGUGCUCUCCUGAAGGCCUGGGUCUACUGCCCAGGGGAGGACACGGAGGAUGAUGAUGAUGAUUGGGGGUCUGAGGAGGAAGAUAUAGCUCACACCUGUGCCGCCCCACCUACAAGUGCCCUCCUGAAGUCCUGGGUCUCCUGCCCAGGGGAGGACACGGAGGAGGAAGACAGUGACUCGCCAUCAGCUGAGGAAGUCGUAGCCCAGGCCUGCGACACCCCCCAUACAAGUGCCCUCCUGAAGGCCUGGGUCUACUGCCCAGGGGAGGACACGGAGGAGGAAGAUGACUGUGACAGUGUGGCCCCAGAUAAUUCAGAAAUAGCUGACUCAGGCAGAAGUUCCAGCUUUCAGGCCCAGGAGGAGGCAGAAAGCUGUGAGGAAGCAGAGCGCUCUCCCCUCCGCGUGGCCUUCUAUUUACCUGGAGAGACACCAGCACCACCUUGGGCUGCUCCUAAGCUGCCCCUUCGACUGCAAAGGAGGCUCAGAUUGUUUAAAGCCCCCGCCCAGGAUCAGGGUCCCGAGACUCCACCAAAGGCCAGAAAGGUGCAGUUUUCUGAGAAAGUCACAGUCCAUGUCCUUGCUGUGUGGGCAGGACCAGCCCAGGCUGCUCGUCGAGGUCCCUGGGAGCAGUUCGCACGAGACCGGAGCCGGUUUGCCCGCCGCAUUGCUCAGGCAGAGGAGACACUGGGUCCUUAUCUUACCCCUCCCUUUCGGGCCAGAGCGUGGGCACGCCUUAGGAACCCCCCACUUCCUCUGGCCUACCUCCCAGCUCUUCCAAAGCCUGGGCCUUGCUGCUCCUCUGAGGCCACGCCCUUGGGCCAAGCUGUGACCAUGCCCUCUCCCCUUCCCACUGAAGCCCCUUCUCCCAGCCUGGACUUUGGGGGGAGGCGUGGCUAAACCCAAGUAUUUCCUGUUAUUUAUUUUUUUUAAUACGAAAUAAAGCCUUUUGAUUUGUAGUGACCAAGUCUAUGUGUAUUGACAGCAUCAAGGGGGGCUAAAAAUGAUUUCUCUGUCCAAACUGCCGUUUA